GCUGUCCGCCCGCAGGAAGACAAGCUACGAGGGCGGAGAUAUGUUUCAUUUCAGAAACUAGCCACCGAGUCAACUAUCGCCCGAAUCCACACGACUUUAAGGUUUAACCGCGACGACAGAGCGCCUGUUCAGACCCGAGACCCGAGGAGAAAGCAGAAUGCCGGUGAAAGGCGGAGGAAGAGCGGCCUCUUCACCGAGCAAGAACGAAAAUGUCGGAAGCUCAGGGAUGGAAGAGACGGUCUGGGAGCAGUACACAGUAACUCUGCAGCGGGACUCUAAGAUGGGUUUUGGUAUCGCUGUGUCAGGUGGGCGUGACAACCCCAACGUGGAGAACGGUGAGACGUCAAUCAUCGUGUCAGAUGUGCUGCAAGGAGGACCAGCAGAUGGAUUACUCUUUGAGAACGAUCGUGUCAUUCAGGUCAACUCCAUCCCCAUGGACAAUGUGCCUCAUUCCUUUGCUGUGCAGUCCCUCCGUAAAUGUGGCAAAGUGGCCAAAAUAAUGGUGAAGAGACCUCGUAAGGUGGCAGUUCACUCCCUGAAGCAGCCUCCUUCCCCAAGUGGAGAGAGUUGGGAAUACACCCCCUCUAGCCACUACUAUGAUGCUGACAAUGACGGUUGGUACCGUGACGAAGGACGGGACCACACCUCUGACAGCAAAGGAUACCUAGACCCCGAGUACAGGGGAGGGCAGGACUACAACCAGAGAGGAAGGAGCCGUGGAAGGAGUCAGGAGAGAACCUCACCCAGCCCGGACAGAUCCAGGAGGGAUGGUAGCUUGGAAAGAGGUUUGGACACCAACACUAACCGUCUGAGGUACCACAGCCGAGGACGCAGCCCCGGGGACAACUACCGCAUGGAUGACAAGUACAAGCGAGGAGAAGGAGGAGGUAAAGGAGGGAGGUAUAGGAGCAGGGACCAGCUUAAUGACACCCCGCCAUCUCCAGAACCUUCCAGAGAGCUGGAGCCACUAGAGAAGCCUGUCAACGUCCUGCUGGUGAAGAACAGACCCAACGAAGAGUAUGGUCUUCGUCUGGGGAGUCAGAUCUUUAUUAAACAGAUGACCAGCACAGGCCUGGCUGCGAAGGAUGGGAACCUGCAGGAGGGAGACAUCAUUCUCAAGAUCAAUGGGACAGUAACAGAGAACCUCUCUCUCCAUGAUGCUGGGAAGCUGAUAGAGAAGUCCAGAGGGAAGUUGCAGCUGGUGGUCCAGAGAGACCGUCGCCAGAUCCUCGUCCGCAUCCCCCCCCUCGCCGACUCUGACUCUGAUAAUGACGACAUGUCAGAGAUGGAGUCAUACCAUUCCUAUUCUCCCCCAGAGGAGAGGAGGUCCCGCCAGUCUGACCUGUCCUCCCACUCUUCUAAUGAACGAGACAACCCCAGGGAAGAACCCAUGAGAACAGCCAAGAUGUCAGCCAUGGCCUCCCCAUUCAGAGUACCUGAAGACCCUCAUGCCUCAGCUGAUGUGGACAAAGACACACCGGUCACAGAGGAGCCUUCAGCUGCUGUAACAACCACGCCCAAGAUUCUCCUCAGACCAAGUCCAGAAGAUGAAAAAAUAUAUGGGCCGAACACAGUGAUGGUGAACUUCCAGAAGGGAGACAGUGUUGGGCUGAGGCUGGCAGGAGGAAAUGAUGUCGGCAUCUUCAUUGCUGGUGUUCAAGAGGGGAGUCCUGCUGAGGAAGAGGGCCUGCGCAUUGGAGACCAGAUCUUAAAGGUGAACAACGUUGAUUUUCAAGGUGUAGUGAGAGAGGAAGCGGUGCUCUUUCUGUUGGAGAUUCCUAAAGGGGAACUGGUCACUAUCCUGGCCCAGAGCAAACCUGAUGUUUAUAACGACAUCUUGGUGUCGGGACGUGGAGAUUCCUUCUUCAUCCGGACCCACUUUGAAUACGAAAAGGAGACUCCUCAGAGCCUGGCCUUCAGCCGGGGGGACAUCUUCAAGGUGGUGGACACCCUGUAUGAUGGCAGGCUUGGCAACUGGCUGGCAAUCCGUGUUGGCAAGGACAAGCAGCUCCUGGAGAAGGGUAUCAUCCCGAGCAAGAGCAGAGCGGAGCAGAUGGCCAGUGUCCAGAGCUCUCAUAAAGCUGUUGUGGGCGAUCGAGCUGACUUCUGGCGGUUGCGAGGCCAACGUUCCAUGAGGAGGAAGGACUUGAGGAAGAGCCGAGAAAAUCUGAGCACUCAGACCCUGGCCACUCGCUUCCCAGCAUACGAACGAGUGGUGCUCCGAGAGGCUGGUUUUCGGCGUCCUGUGGUUCUGUUCGGCCCCAUCGCUGAUGCUGCUAAUGAGAGACUGGCCUCUGAGAUGUCCAACCUGUUUGUUAUUGCCAAAACUGAGCCAAAAGACGCCGGCUCUGAGAAAUCCUCAGGUGUGGUUCGUCUGAACACCAUCCGACAAAUAAUCGAGCAGGAUAAGCACGCUCUGCUGGAUGUGACACCAAAGGCAGUGGACACCCUGAACUACACCCAGUGGUACCCCAUUGUCAUCUUCUUCAACCCAGACAGCAAGCAUGGCAUCAAGGCUAUGAGACAGAGGAUCAUCCCCAACUCCAACCGCAGUGCCCGCAAACUCUACGAACAGGCAGUCAAACUGAGGAAGACCUGCUCUCACUUAUUCACUGCCACCAUCGAUCUGAACUCAGCCAACGACGCCUGGUACGGCAGCAUCAAGGACUCCAUCAGAGAGCAGCAGAUGCAGGCUGUCUGGGUUUCUGAUGGCAAGCUGGAGGGAAUAGAGAGUGAUCUGGACUGCCAGGACAUGGAGCGUCUGUCCUUCCUGUCUGCCAUGUCUGCCGACUACCUCAGCAUGGACAGCCGGCUGACCUCUGACCUGGACGACACUGCCGACGAGGGGGGGCCCUACACAGACAUUGAGCCUGAUUUGGAGACAAUACACAUCUCCGCCAUCAGUCGCUCAUCUGAACCUGUCACAGCUGAAGAGAUCUUGCGCAGAUACAGUCCAGAGAUCAGGAGUCGUAUGAGGAAAAUCAACAGCCGGGAAGUCCUCAACAGGUCUAGCCCCCCAGCUGUCUCCUUACCAGACAGCAAGGUCAAACUGUCUCUGAGGGAUGAUCCAGUCUUUGUAUCUGGUGCCAUCAACCCACAUCAUCAUCCACGCCAACACCACCCUCCACCCCCAACCUCCAGCCGAAGUUAUGACUCUCCAUCCAGCAGCAGCCCCGCCAGCAGCAACAAUGACCCUCCACUGAUCUCCCGUCCAGCUGUCAUGUCUGGCCCACCUCCCCCGCCUCCAGCUCUCCUCCUCAACUCCUUCAGCAAACUGCGGCCCCUGGGAGCAACUCAACCCCCUGCCGCACCCACACACAGCAGCUGUGGGAGCAUGGCAGAGAUCGCAGUUCACUCACCAAUGGCUCUGCCCAGUGCAUCUGUAGCAGCCUGUAGGCAGCAGGAGGAGACAGUAGAUGAGAGCCCUGUGGAGGAUCCAGCCAUGAAGUCCUUCUUGGGGAAGAUCAAGGCCUUUGAGAAGAUGGAUCACUUCGCCCGAGCCCAAAGGAUACGGGAUUUGCAGGAGGCACAGAAUGCCAGGUUGGAAAUUGCUCAGAGGCAUCCAGACAUCUACGCUGUUCCUCUGAAGACUGCCAAACUGGAUGACAGUCGCCCACAGCCUAUUGGCUCCAGCUCCCGUCCUGAACCCCAGACUACUCCGUCCUCCAAAGAUGGAUGUCCCUUCUACCUGACCAAAGAGGAGGCAGAGGAAGAGGACGAGGCAGUACCCGGAUAUUACUCCGCCAACUCCUAUCAGUACCAAGACACUGAACUGUAGGGUCAGUACACAGGAACUGUGCCUGCCCUCAGCUUAUUGGCCAUACAUGUACACCUGCGCUGCACAUGCAGUCUAUCUACACACAUACCAUUCCAUUAUGCCCUGCACAAGUCAGCUGCUGACUUCGAACUGACUGUUGCUCUUUGAUAUGGAGGGAAAAGAACUUUUUUUUAGGAAGUUAAAGUAAUCUGCACUAUCCAUUUGGAUACAAACACACUGUCUUCACUUUACUUAUGUUGUAUUUGUUUCUUUCUUACUUCAAACUUUUAAAUGGUCAAAACUGAAUGAACAGGAACUACUUGUUUUCUUGCCUAUGCAACUCUUCAGUUUGUGCACAGCAACUGAAACCUUUUGCCACGAGUUUUGCUCUCACAAAAAAGUUAAACAAACACCCCAAAAAACACAAUGCGCUUCAUCACAUCUAUCGCUCUUCUUUUUUAAGCAAUCAGCAAAGGUUAGGUAUAUAUUAUUUCACAGAUUAUAUGUACACACACACACACACACGUCAUGUGUUUAUACUCUGUCUUUGCAUUCUGUCCUAAACAACAAUGCCUGAUGCCUGUGUAUACAUACAGCAUAUAUCUAUAUUCUAUCUAGUAACACUGGAAUUUGUUACAGUUUUUUGAAGUGCCUUUUACUUUCUUAGUCCCAUGAGGUUUGGGUUGUCCUUCCUCCACCCCUCAGCCACCCAGCCGGACUAAAACCUCUGCUGCUGUCAAGCUUAAAGGUAAACCAGGGAACCAGUGACACCAAAACCUUAAUGCUGUCCCCACAUGCUGUAAUGUCUGCUGUUACCGCUAGUGACAAAACAAACCCACAAAAAUACAGUACACACCCUUCUGCCAGUCCUAUCUGUAAGAAAGUGCAAACUCUGUCCAAUCUCUGGAAUUCAGUCAGGAACAAUGUCAGUCUAAGACCAGACCUUUUUAACUGCGAUCAUUAACAGUAGGUUAAGGUUUUAAUCUCUGUGGCUCAAGUAACUCAAGCAUUUAAAAGAGCCAGAUUUAAUGGCAAAAUCAAUUAACUUCAGUGGAACUGGCACAAUGAGUUGACCAGCUCACAGGGAUGCAGUAAAUGCACAAAUAUUUUAUUUCAAGUUCAGUUUUGGUGAACUGUGCCAUUAACCAAUAGUGAAUUGUCUUGACAACCUAUUUUACUAGAAUGUGCAAUUCUAUGUGCUGUUCCACUGUCUGGUGUGACUGGGCCUUAAGACCCCUUUUUCUUAUUUUUGCCAUCUUUGGUGCUCAGCAGUCAACUGCUGUGCUGUUUUUGGACUGCACCUCCCAUCCAGAAAUGAUUUGUCAGUCUGUGUGGCCCAGAGAAGUGAUGUCUUUUGCCUUGCAAUUUUUACCAGCCACAACAGCGGGACUGGUAUUGUUUUCACUGAGUGAGUGUGUGUGUGUACUUGAAUGGCUAAACAUUUUGAAGACCAGUUUGAGUUCUGAACUACUGAAGUGGGGACAUCCUUGGAAGGUGAUGACAUUUAGAUCAGUCCUCAAUUUCUGACACACCUUCAAAGGGCUGCUAUUUGAGGGUUAAGGUUUUAGGUUAGGAUUAGAUUUAGGUUAGGUUUAGCAUCAGGGUUGGGGUUAGGCAUUUAGUUGUAAUUGUUAAAGUUAGGGUUAAGGGCUUGGGAAUGUAUGUAUGUGUGUGUGCGUGUGUGUGUGUGUGUGUGUGUCAUCAUGGUAAAAUGUGGUCCUGGAGACACUUGCUGCAGCAGAAACUACCACAGUACUUUCAGUACUUUGGCAGGUGUCUUAAUGUUGGUGGACAGAUUUUGUCACCAAGAUAGCAUCACAACCACAUCACAACAGUCACGGACAUUUCCAGGUGUGUAGAUGAGAUCACAAUGGAGGUUGCAUUUGAAGAAGGGUGUUGUCCGAUAAUGUGAUACUGACUAAGAGUAAUGAGCACUUAUGGGUCAGAAUGUCAUGUCAUGGUGUCAUGGCUGGUGUGAUGCCAUUGCAAGAUGUUCUUUGGUUGUUAAAUGAAGUUUCUGCUGGUGAAGCCCUCCUCUCUCUGUUCGACCAUGUUGGCUAUCACUGCCUAUGCUAACAACCCACUGACAAAUGAUAAGGUUGCUCGUAUUCAUCUUUUUCUUUUUGUCAACAAAGCCCAAUGUUGUGACUUGAUGUCUCCUAACAAGUAGUGUGUGAAUAUCCAAAGCCUGAUAUUUAUUAUUCCUGUAUAGAGAGAGCUCACUCUUGUCCAAAAACUGUAAAUAUUAACAACAGCACUGAUUGACAUUAACAAAUUAAAAUAAAAAACAGCAAUGACCAGCUGUUUUAGGAAAUUGCUGAGCUUUUUUUUUUUUUUUUUUUUUUAAACAAAAUGAUCUUUCUGAGUGACAGAUUAAUUUUUGGCUUUGGUCAUUAUGUGGAGAUUAUUGACAAAAAGAACAAAACAGAAUAACACCAGCCUUAUCUUUUCAAAGCUGUGUCCAAUUUCAGAUCAGUUUCCUCAAAAAACUGAGUAAGCGCACCAGAUUCAGCUUUCAGUACUCUGGAGGUAUGGAUGAAUGGGAUAACUAGGGUCAUUGUGCCUAGAUUUUGGCACGGACUCCUCUUCAAGACCUCAAGAUCAAUAAAGCAAGGCCCACCCAAAGUCCCUUAUCCUGCCAUCUGAUCUGCCAUCUGUGGUGCAGAUUCCCAAGCCAAUUUACAAUGAAAUUAGCACAAAGUUGACACAGUAAACUUUCAGGGCCGAAGCGUAGUAGCCCUGUACCUAGCUACAGGGCUGGGCUGUGAUCUUGGUAAUCCAGCUUGGUUUUAAGGAUCCAUCUUUGUGGGCUGUUUCCUUCAAAGGGGGAAGGUUCUGAAUUGAGAAGCAGCUUCAUUUAUUAUUCCAAACAAACCAGUGACAUUACACACAUGACACAAGCACGUGUAAAAUCUUUAAUGAGCUGAGUGAAUAAUUUUUGUGUUCUAUCAGUCAUCCACAGAGUGGAGCAAAACAGAUUCAUUUCUAUGAAAAAAUGACAGAUUAUUAUGUUUAUUCUAUUAUGAUGUGUUUGAAUACUGGAAAGAGAAUUUGUGUAACCUCAUAGGUUCAAUUGUUGAAAAAGCCAGUAAGAGCACAUCAACAAUCAUCUCCAUCAACUGUGGUGACAGUAUGCAAUAAAAUAGUGUUGCACUAGUUAACAGAAAUAAAUACACCCAGAGGGAAACCUGUGUCAGGUGAGUCUGGUUUUGAAGCCACAAUUACUAACCCACAGUGAUGGAGACCCAGCUUUGAGUGGGAGUGUGUGGUCUGCCUCGGUCUUGGUGUCUGUAAUGGAGGCAGUCAGCUGUCUUUGUUCUGGGCUUCGCCAUCAGGGCAAACGUACAGAGUCCCACAGGUUUCAAAUAUGCCUGAUUGUAUAUCUCAGUUCACUCCUUAUGUCCAUGCCAGUGCUUUCUGUCAGAAGAACUGAUAAGUCACCUAACUUGGAUUGGCAUUGAGCUCAUGGAGAAUACUGUACUGUAUCCUGGCAGAUGGUUAUAUAAAAAUGGAACAGAGAGAAUCAGAAGGAUGACUGGACUGUGUCUGCUGAAUUUAAUUUUUUUUUUCAAUUAUUUACCUUAAAACACCAAAUAAAAUAAAGUCUUAACCA
Molecule: messenger RNA, 7370 nt
Organism: Toxotes jaculatrix (banded archerfish)
Lineage: Eukaryota; Metazoa; Chordata; Actinopteri; Toxotidae
Product: tight junction protein ZO-2-like
Exons: 23
Coding region: 158-3778 (1206 amino acids)
Biological process (GO): cell-cell junction organization; establishment of endothelial intestinal barrier; positive regulation of blood-brain barrier permeability
Cellular component (GO): plasma membrane; bicellular tight junction
Molecular function (GO): cell adhesion molecule binding
Source: RefSeq, a predicted model, not a curated record